AUGCAGUUUGCCCAACAGGCGUUGUCGCAUCCACACAUCCCGCCCAUUGCCCGCGCGGAGUUUCUUCAUAACAUUAGAAGACGUUCUGUCUUUCGCAUUUGGCGCUACAACUGCGGUGUGGGUUGUCGACCGCAUUAUGAUCCCGGCCUGUGUACACUUCUCUUGAAGGCAUCCGCGCCGGGGCUGGAGGUGAAUCUGCAGGAAUCACUGCCAUCACUGCCGGGCCGGCCGGGGAAUUACUGUUAUGAUAAUACCGAUAAACACAAUUUAGUGGAAUCGCUGCCCGGGUGGACGGCGCCCACUUCACAGAGAGAAGAAGAUGACACCAUCGUAUUGUGUGGGGAAAUGAUGCGGGUGUUGUCGAAUAACGCCAUUCCGGCGGUUCUCCACCGCGUCCGGGCCGAUUGGGCCACCGGCGGUGAAAAUGAAAAAGUGCGGUAUAGUUUUGUGUUGGAGUUACGCCCAGCAGAGCCGCAGCGAUGGUAUAAUCUAGUACAACAGGAGAAGAAAAGAAGAAGUCUUUAA
Trypanosoma theileri is the source of this 525-nucleotide messenger RNA. RefSeq lists its product as uncharacterized. Lineage: Eukaryota; Euglenozoa; Kinetoplastea; Trypanosomatida; Trypanosomatidae. The transcript has a single exon. The coding region runs from base 1 to 525 and encodes 174 amino acids. The record is from RefSeq and is a predicted model, not a curated record.